Messenger RNA from Colletotrichum phormii, 1692 nucleotides. RefSeq names its product eukaryotic aspartyl protease. The coding region runs from base 160 to 1359 and encodes 399 amino acids. The record is from RefSeq and is a predicted model, not a curated record. Gene Ontology annotation, cellular component: fungal-type vacuole. The transcript is spliced from 3 exons. Gene Ontology annotation, biological process: proteolysis. Lineage: Eukaryota; Fungi; Ascomycota; Sordariomycetes; Glomerellales; Glomerellaceae. Gene Ontology annotation, molecular function: aspartic-type endopeptidase activity.
UAGGUACAGGCGCCGCCCCAGCUUCCGCAUCUUCCCCCCGUCAACACAUCAUCAUCCCCCCCCCAUCCGUUUCAACCGCCAUCUCCUCAGUAUCACCAGCACGAAGACGCAGGGCGCCAAAAAUCAUCGUAAUCUGGGUAAUCGAGGUUAACAGCCACGAUGAAGAGCACUCUCCUCACCGCGGCCGUGCUGUUGGGCGCGGCCCAGGCCGAAGUCCACAAGCUGAAGCUCAAGAAGGUCCCCAUCGAGGAGCAACUUAACUCUGUUCCUAUUGAGCACCAAGUCAGACAGCUCGGCCAGAAGUACAUGGGCGCUCGCCCUGACAGCCAUGCCGAUGCCAUGUUCAACCAGAAGCCCUUCACAAGCACUGGCGAGCACCCCGUGCCCGUGAGCAACUUCAUGAACGCUCAGUACUUCUCCGAGAUCGAGAUCGGUACUCCUCCCCAGACCUUCAAGGUUGUCCUGGACACUGGUAGCUCCAACCUGUGGGUUCCUUCCCAGCAGUGCGGUAGCAUUGCAUGCUACCUGCACUCCAAGUACGACUCUUCGUCGUCUUCCACCUACAAGUCCAACGGCUCCGAGUUCGAGAUCCACUACGGCUCUGGCAGCUUGACUGGUUUCGUCUCCCAGGAUGACGUCUCCAUUGGCGACCUCAAGAUCAAGAAGCAGGACUUUGCCGAGGCUACCAGCGAGCCCGGCCUUGCCUUUGCCUUCGGCCGCUUCGACGGUAUCCUCGGUCUUGGUUACGAUACCAUUUCCGUCAACAAGAUUGUCCCUCCUUUCUACAACCUUGUUAAACAGAAGGCUAUCGACGAGCCUGUCUUCGCCUUCUACCUCGGAGACACCAACGAGGAGGGUGACGAGAGCGAGGCUACCUUCGGUGGCCUCGAUGACUCUCAUUACGAGGGCAAGAUCACCUACAUCCCCCUCCGCCGCAAGGCUUACUGGGAGGUUGACCUUGACGCCAUCACUCUUGGCGACGAGACCGCUGACCUCGAGGGACACGGUGCCAUCCUUGACACCGGUACUUCCCUGAACGUCCUUCCCUCUGCUCUUGCUGAGCUGCUCAACAAGGAGAUCGGUGCCAAGAAGGGUUACAACGGCCAGUACUCUGUUGAGUGCUCCAAGCGUGACGAGCUUCCCGACAUCACCUUCACUCUCUCUGGCUACAACUUCAGCAUCUCCGCUUACGAUUACGUCCUGGAGGUAUCUGGCAGCUGCAUCUCCACCUUCCAGGGCAUGGACUUCCCCGAGCCGGUCGGCCCCCUCGUUAUCUUGGGAGACGCCUUCCUCCGCCGGUGGUACUCCGUUUACGACCUCGGCAAGAACGCCGUUGGUCUGGCCAAGGCUAAGAAAUAAACGCCUACUGAUAACCCCCUUUCCUUGAGAAUACGUCGAUUACUCGGUCAAUCAGAUUCAAGGUGCGGCUGUAAUGUAACUACGAUAGGUAGCUAGUCUGGACACCGUUGUGAGAAUACCAAUAGUAGCAUUUUUCUUCGAGCAUCUGUCUCAUCGUGCAUCUUUCAUGUGAAAUGGGGUCUACUUCUCAAGGGGUCGCGACUGCAUUGCUGUAAUUCAUAAACUUGCAAGUUCAUGUUAUGGAUAUACAAUAGAUCACAUUGUAAAUGAACUGAAUGCUCCUGUAACACUAGAAAGAAGCUUCAAUAAGCUAACCUCUGCAUAAACUCUGGG